UUGUUCAGUUGAGUCAAGAGAUUGCAGAAAAAGCAUUUGAAGAUAUGUAUAAGUAAGAAGCAUUCGACGAGCAACAAAGAAAAAAAAUUUGCACACCAAAAAACCUCAUUAUCAAGGAAGGGCCCAAAUCACCGAGUACUCAGAUAUUUGCCUCGUAUGAUCCUGGCGAGGAAGCAGAUGGGUACAUUGUUACAGCACAUGACCUCGGAACUGGGAAAGAAGUCAUAAAAUCAACAACCAAUAGGUUUUGUGUCGUUGAUGGCCUUGAAGCUGGCCAUUCCUAUUUGUUGGGGGUGAAAUCUCUUCAUGGCGGUCUAGAGAGUUUAGAACUCUUAGCAAAGGAUCAUGUGCGAACUGCAAUGUAUGAUCCAUAUCCUUGGAGGUACAUAGAUGAUGAUGAAAGCAAAGCUUUAAUCGGUGAUGGAACAUCAGUUGCUCAAUAUUCAGAAGCUGGAAUAAGGAAAUUUACAGAUGAUAGUGCUUUGCCCGAACUAUGGAAUUCUAGCCUUCAUGUGGAAUUAUUGAAAAUAUUCGGGAAGAGAUUUGAUGAUGCAAAAAUGAAGAGCCUACUUUUCAAGUGUGAUGAGCUUGGAAUUUCUGAAGCCAGUGAUCUCAAGUUCAUAGAAAGCAAAGAGGUUGCGGAGGAAUUCAAAUGCACGUUGAAAAUGGUCGAACUCUUGAAGCUGAUUGAUUAUGCAAAAAAUCAGUCAUCUACACAGGAAUCUACAGAAGAAAAAAGAGUCCCUGGCAUUGUAAUAAAUGUGGAAAGUAAUCACACAAAACCGACAGAAAUCACUGCAAGUGGCUAAACAGACUCAGAAAUGAAGAUGGAAUUUCACAUUUCUAGAGUAGUUUAGUUUUUCUGUAUUUUCUAGUGUAGCAAUGUAUACUCAGUAUGGUAGUGAACGGUCACAAAGAUUAACGAAGUGGAUUUAAGCAGUGUUAUAGUUAACUAUUUUGAAUUAAUUACAUUUAAAAAAAGAUUUGGUUUUACAAUUUACAGCACCUAUUGUUUAAGAAUGUUCAGCUAAUUUUAUGCAAAAAUUAUUAAUUUUGGCUUUUGUACUUUAUUUGUUUUACAAGUUCAAUUCAUUUAUCAAUCAUUUUUCUGAAUCCUUCGUCCGUUGAGUUGAAAUCAUGUACGGAUAAUUAUGCAUAAAUUUUCACCUUUAGGCCUAUCCUAAAUUUUAUAUACAUUUUUGCAGAAAAUAUAUACUCUGGACUAGAUAA
Molecule: messenger RNA, 1230 nt
Organism: Styela clava
Lineage: Eukaryota; Metazoa; Chordata; Ascidiacea; Stolidobranchia; Styelidae
Source: RefSeq, a predicted model, not a curated record